Cyclospora cayetanensis is the source of this 366-nucleotide messenger RNA. RefSeq lists its product as uncharacterized. The record is from RefSeq and is a predicted model, not a curated record. The transcript is spliced from 2 exons. Lineage: Eukaryota; Apicomplexa; Conoidasida; Eucoccidiorida; Eimeriidae. Gene Ontology annotation, biological process: mitochondrial respiratory chain complex III assembly. Bases 1 to 366 code for a protein of 121 amino acids.
AUGGCCCCCCCCUUACCCUACCGUUCUUUGGCGCCGCUUUACCGUCAGUUCCUUCGGGCCUGUGAAAAGACGUUCCGUGGAGACUACGAGGCGCAAAGCACCAUCUACAGACAAAUGCGGGAUGUUAUUCGCUACAACACCCUGAAGUUGUCUGAGGAAGAUCUGAACAAAGAACUAAAAAUGGCCAUUGAUUUUGUUAGAUACCACAUUGUUCAGGCGGAGCUCAAUGAGAAGACGGGGGCAUACAAGGCAGUAGUAACGGACGACCACAUACAGAAAGGGGACGUUAUCAACUUGAACGAAAUAGAUCCUAUGAAGCUCGAGAGGCUGCCUUGGCUCAAGGAGCCAGAAGAGGCCAAGUUUUAA